This is a messenger RNA of Dentiscutata erythropus, 302 nucleotides long. NCBI's taxonomy places the organism in Eukaryota, Fungi, Glomeromycota, Glomeromycetes, Diversisporales, Gigasporaceae. The record is from the annotation of a GenBank genome assembly.
GAAGUACCGGUAUAAAGUUAACUAUCAAAUUUGGAGAAAUUAUUAAAGAAUCAGAUGAUCAAAAGGAAUAUGAUCACACUAAAUUAACAUUACGACAUUCCUAUAAAGAAGCAAACUACGACACAACUAUUAAUCUCAAGCAAGUAACUUAUAACAAAUUUAACGAUAAAUUUUUUGCCAAAGAAGGAACUGUUGAAUAUCUCAUUACCAGAGACAAUAAUGAGAUAAAAAAAGAAUGCCACAAAAUGGAAAACCUUACUAUAGAAUUUACUAAAACUUUUACAAUAUUGAAACCCUUAUAG